AAACCACAGUUGAAUACUAUUAUCAGUUAACGAGAAGCAUCUCGUGCUGAUGCACCAUUUCGCGCGGUAAAUAGCAGUACUUGCCAUAUACAAAUAAAUAAACUGUGAAAAGUGAUAGUAACUGUUUACUGAAUAUGUAUAUGCGGACAUAGUAAUUCGUCCGUAAUUUUGAGUUGCUUAUACGACACGUUGUCCCGAAAUACUGUUUGAAAUUAGGACCAACUGAGUCUCCAUGCGAAGUGGAAAUAGAAGAAGCAAUUAGUGUAAACAAAACAUCAGUUAAGAGUGUGAACUUUGCGGUUUAAUUAGCGAAGUGACGUCACGGAAGCGAUACAUUUUUGUAGCGACUAUUUUAUUAAAUCCGAGUGCGUGCAAUAGCUAACCAACAUUUUCUGCGUUAUGAAGUGUUGGAUUUAGAAUUUCAAACGGUUAACUGAAACAAUUACAAAAAAGCUUUACGAAAUGUAUAUUUAUUUUUUUUAUAUACUUAAAAAUGUUUGUUUAUACAAUAUUUAAAUAUAUAUCCGCAUAUUAUCCAGAAGAAAUAGCGAGAAAUGAUAUUUUAAUUAUCCUAAACCAUUUGAAAUUAUACUUACCAAAAAUUGUAUAUUGUAUUUUUGACUACCCUGUUGCAUGGCAGAAUCAUUAUAUAAGUAAACCUAUUUAUCGUAAGUUAUAAAGUCGAUUAAUAGAAGUAAAUCUGGAAUAAUCUCUAGAAUAACACUUUAGAGGCUAUUAUUUAUUUGAUAACUGGUUAGCUCUUUUAGUUCUUUGAUAUGACAUACAUAUCAUUCAAAGAAGAAGUUUUAAAUUUAGUUUCGAAAACGAUUUUUUAAAAGUAACUAAGGCGUGUUUUUGAACGCAACCUCUUAAAAUGAGAAAAAAACGCGAAAAUGUAUAUUUCAGCAGACUUCCUCUAAGUUUCACAAAUCACAAAACAAUCGCAUUUCCAUGAACCCAUCUGGUAUAUACAUAUUCUUCUCUCCGCUGCAAUUAGUAAAUCAUUCGUACUUUUCAAAGAGAAAUAAAGAAAACCACAGAAUAAACAAAUAAGUAUAUAAAAAUAAUUCUAAGGCAAAGUAAAUAAAUUUAAAGAAAUAAAAUGUUCAAUUAAUUCCAUUAUUAAAUAAUGGGAUUUAUAUUUGGUUAUUCUCAUAAAAUCCUCGAAACCCGCGUUGAACGAGUUCAGUAGUGCACAAUCAUAACAGUAAAACAAAAUAAACAAUAUGCAGAGUUACUUCGAAAUUUCGUUGUUCCGAUUUAUUCACAAGCAGUGAUUGAAUUAACUUGUGAUGAAAUUAGAUAUAUUGCAUAUCGAUCUUGCUCAAUCUGAAUUUGACUGGGAACCAUGUGAACGUUACCACUUCUUUCUUCUUUGAUAUAAUGUGUACUAUAUAUAGCAGCAGUCAUUAAUUAUUUCAUACUUCCGAACCAAUAUAAAGAUUUAAUGGAUUUGAAAGGUAUGACUACUUCUAACUGGUGGAUUCUAUUCGGUGUUUUAGUAAUCAUCCCAGGUUCGACAUUGAAUGUUAUCGAGAGGGCAGCAGGGACGGCCAAAAAAACCGUGUCAGCUACUUCAAUACCACUGGUAUUAAAACCAGUCAUGCCAGCUAAUAUGGAAUUAAAGAUGGAUACUAACAGUUUAAAAACGCAUCGAAAAGCUAAAGAAAUUUCUAUGGCCCGUCCAAUGAAUUCGGAAGAGUCGACGUCAGUGCCAACACUAGCGCGGCAACUAAGUUUGGAUAAAGGAGUGAAAGUAAAGCCAUCACUGACGUCAUUAACAAUGAAACGGCAACAAAUAGAGGAAUUAUCUCGUCAAGGCGUUCAAGGCAACAUACAUAAAGCGUCUGAACAUGUUAAAUUUUCUAUUAUCCCUACAACAACAUUAACUAAAGCAUCAAUAAACAAUACGACAAUCGGAUCCUUAAGUUUGACAGAAACUGUCCGAAAGCUCAGAGGAUCAACAACAGAAAUGACAUCGAAAACAAUUGUGACCAUAAGAAAUUCAUCAGCAAAAGUGGCAUCUGCUACGAAAGUGCUGACAUCUCCAUCUCCAACGCAAUCAGAGGUCAAAUUAGUUCCGUUAUCUAGUAUGAAUAACGAAUACGAACAACAGAUUCACCAAAAGACGACUGAUAUCAGACAUCCCUACAGAGAUAACAAUAUUAAAAAUAAAGAAAAAUGUAAUUACAAUUACGACUACAACAAAAAGUCAUUAGUUCGAAAAGCUGAUGACGAUAACCGCAUUGUAGAUGAACAUGACAUCAAACAUAUUUGUAGCCUAUAUCAACAUAUACUACAGACGCUACAGCGUCAUACUUCCACCCUACAGCGGACCCAGCCUCAGAGCGAGAGCCCACACAGCAAUGACCACCACAUAAAUAAUAACAAUGGCAAUUCGCCGAAACAGCAAACACAUUCGGUGAGGAAAAUUCGUCAACAACGCACUCGUCAAGUGAAGCAACAACAAUUAAAUUUAACAACAAACGCACCUGUUAGAGCAGCGAAAGUUGUGCCAGAAACCGAAAGCGAUUUGAUCGGCAAUGACACCGACUUUAAAAAAAUCGUAGUGUUUUCGAACCAAACAAUAAAAAAUAAAAAUGAUCCGUUACGAAAUUCGAAUAUUAUGCCGACGAUUCUGACAACUAGACCUUAUCCGGACACAACAAUGGAGGUAACACUAGAAGUCAAUAACCAAGAAAUUGUACACACCACAACAAAAGAGUUUUCGUUUCCAACGAUAUCACCAAAAACAACGAAAGCAAAGACGAAUAGACCUUCUCUAACAACGACACCACGGCCUAUUCCAUCCAUCGACGACCACCAGACGGUGAUCAGUCAGGCGGGCACACAUGCCUAUCUCCCGUGUAAUGUGAAGCAGAUCCUGAGAAAACCGAUAUCCUGGUUACGAAUACGAGAUGGACACAUUUUAACAGUUGAUCAGACGACUUUCAUAGCUGACCAAAGAUUCCAGCCAAUUUUCGCACCGAAACCUGAUCGUUGGUCGCUACAAAUCAAAUAUGUUCAACUUAAAGACGAAGGUACCUACGAAUGUCAGGUAUCUACGGAGCCAAAGUCGAGUGCCAUCGUCACAUUGCGGGUAGUUGAACCGAAAACGGAAUUAAUUGGUGAGCCCACACAACACGUCAAGGCUGGCAGUCAAGUGAAGCUGCGUUGCAUAAUUAGCCAGGCAUUGGACCCGCCAGUUUUUAUUAAUUGGUUCCAUAAUCAUAAGCAGAUUUAUUUGCAUAGUAGAAGGGCUUGGCGCAUGGAAAUCGAACGCAUCGAAUGGCCUAUUCACGAUUUCUCAACGACUGCGGCAGCAACAACAUCAACAGCUCAAGGCGAUAGUGCAGCAACAACUACUAAGCCAAUAGAUGCUGCUGCAGCCUCAUCAGCAAAGUCCAAGGCACCAGCCAUGCUCUUGGCUACCAACUUGGGAAAUGAAGAAAACAGCACGCAGGUAGUCCAAACGACAGUCAGGAACGUAGAAUUGACAACAGGAACGCCCUCGACCACUUUACCAAUUUCUCGUUUAGAUACAGACGUCGCGACGGACUUAGCGGACAGCGACGGUGGCUUUGAUUUUAGCACAGAGAACUCCACUUUCUCCCUCCUCCCCACCGUAACGGCGGCAAUGGACACCGUGUCAGCAGUAGUGCCAACCAAACUAAAGACGACUCAUUGUCCGACAACUACAUUAACAAUAACAACAAAGAUUACAAUGUUGGCAGCAGUGAAAGUACGAGAAGUAACGGCUGCAUCUUUAAUAAUACCAUCCGUGGAGAAAAAGGAUUCCGGCAAUUACACUUGCAGCCCAUCUAACAGUGCUCCCAAAACUGUUGUCCUUCACGUGCUGAAUGGCGAAUACUCGGCAUCGGCGAUAACGUCUGGUGUUAAUGAUAGGAUUAGCAUUACAAACCAAUAUACGUGGCGAGAAACACUCUUAGUUCUGAUAAUUUGGCAGUGGCACUAAAAAUUCACUGCAUUUUUACGCAAUUGCGGAUAUUUUUAUCGAGCAGAAUGAUGGCUACUCAUGGAAUCCACUAACCUCUGUUGAAUAACAAAGACAGAGUAUAAGAUUUAAUCGACUUAAGGGAUAUUCACAGAGCAUAAUAUUAUGAGGCAAAUAAUAUACAAUAUGCAUUUUGAUAAUAACUAGUAACCUCGUCGUUAAAUUAAUAUGUAAAGGGAAUUGAUUAUCGCUUCUGAAGACUUUGAAUAAUAAUAAUAAUA
Molecule: messenger RNA, 4236 nt
Organism: Bactrocera dorsalis (oriental fruit fly)
Lineage: Eukaryota; Metazoa; Arthropoda; Insecta; Diptera; Tephritidae
Gene: dpr15
Exons: 6
Coding region: 1448-3976 (842 amino acids)
Biological process (GO): synapse organization
Cellular component (GO): neuron projection membrane
Source: RefSeq, a predicted model, not a curated record